Molecule: messenger RNA, 1134 nt
Organism: Poecilia reticulata (guppy)
Lineage: Eukaryota; Metazoa; Chordata; Actinopteri; Cyprinodontiformes; Poeciliidae
Biological process (GO): B cell differentiation; B cell receptor signaling pathway
Cellular component (GO): external side of plasma membrane; B cell receptor complex
Source: RefSeq, a predicted model, not a curated record
CAGGUUUAGCGUGCAGCGCGGUCUGAUGCAGAGAGGAAGACAGCAGAGACAGGAUGAGACUCUGAGGACGACCACCGCUCUCAAGGCAGGAUGGAGACGUGGCUCAAAAGCGCAAUUGUUGCGUUGCUAACUGUGGCAGGAGCAACCCUGGUGAUCCCAAGAGAGUACAAUAUAUAUCUGAAUACAAGAGAAAACAAAGAAAUUGUGCCUUUGGGUUCAUCUCUGAUUUUGCACUGCUGUGUAGCAAUAGAAAAGCCAGAAAGGUGUCGGGUCACGUAUUAUUUCGAAGGAUUUAACCAAACUGACAAGAAAGAAAUUUGUUGUAACACCACAGAUCCAACAAAGUGCAACUCCACCAGAGAUGGAUGCCAAAGUACAUGCACGUUAUUUAAUAUUAGUGAAAGAGACUACGGAUUUUACUCUUGCAAAGUCACAGUAGAGAUUCCUGUACUAAGUGAAGUUUCCAGCAAAAGGACAGAAGUAAGAUUGGAGAACUUUAUGGAAAAAACAACGGUUCAGUCACAAACGACGAAAAGCCAAGUGACCAGCCAAAAAGAGGAAAAUGAGAAUGAGAACUUGUGGAUGUGGAUCAUCGUGGGGGCGUCAUCUUUCGUCCUUGUCGUGAUCGCCCUGCUGGUCAUCUGUGUUGUGCGGAAACGGGGAUGCAGCAGAAGCAUAGAGCAGGAACCCGUCUAUGUAAACACCCGCCUGGGCAACCCGUCACCCCGGCUGAUGCCUGCGGACAACCCGAAGUCAGCUUCCUCCUCUCAGGACUUGCGGACGCCGAUCUCUGACCGGAGGUACGAGGGCAGAAACCAGAGAUACAAACACUGAGGAACCCGCGGAUCUCACAGACCGACAGACUGACAUUAAUCAGCUGAAUGCGAAGUCAUGAUGCAUUUCUGUUUAUACUUGUACGCAAAGUUUAACCUUCUGUAAAGAAUGGAGAAGUGGCCUUUGUUGGCCACUAGAUGACGCACUUUGAUGGUUUUGUGAACUUCUAAACUUUUUUUUUUUUUUUUAUCUGUGUGCAUGAUUAAAUUGUAAAUAUUUUUGCAUGUUAAGUGAACGAAAUAAUGAGUUAUAUACAGAUCAAUUUUUUUUUUACUUUUACUUUUUAUAUUGAAGUUAUUA